AUGGCUCCAAGUAGUAGUAGAAGACCAAGUUCAGCUCAUGGACAAGGAGAAGAAGAUGAGUUGAGAAUGAGAACGAGUAGCAGUGGCGAGCAAACGAGGAACAAACCAGAGCAAGGUCAGGAAAAAACAGGGCAUGGAUAUUGGGUAUAUAAGGAUGAAGGUUCGACAAAACAAUAUCAGUCUACAACGACUCGUCGACCAUAUCGACAGCAUCCAACCAACCAACCAACCAUGGCUAACAAGAACAAGAAGAAGACUGAGCAAAAGAAGGAAAAGAGUGAACAAUGGAGUCCGGUGACCAUGAAAACAAUUAAAUGGAGUAUCACCCGUGAGUUAACAAGAACCCGAACGCUCGUCUCUCUUGCUAACCGCGCUCUGGCACUUGAGAGAAACACCAAUAACAUCACCGUACUCGACGGGUAUCUGGCUCAACUGCGCAAUCAACUGGUCCUAAUCGAGGACCUCCCGGAAAAUGCGAUCGAUCUGCUCAAGACCAACAAUAAGCUCUGUACGCAGAAUGUGUUUGAAGCCAAUCGGGCUCAAAUAUCGGACCAUCUGGCAGAUCGUGGACACGAAGGGCUAGUCAAUCAAAUGAUAACGCUCAUCGGAGACGUGACAACUACGGUGAACAACUUCCGAUCUGGACGCGUUUCGGCGAUCCCAGAAACACCACCACCACCACCAUCCGAUGUUCUGGCUCCAGGAAAUGCGCAUACAACCGAUGGAAUCGCUCCGAGACGUGCACAACCAGAACAACACAUCCCUGAACGAUCGGUUCAGCAGACAAUCAAUCAAUCGGAUCAAUUGGAUCCAGGGUUCGAGUCGAAUUCAGGUCGACACUUGCCAAGCUCGACAAAAGCCUGCGAGAGCACUCACAGUUCGGAUUUCUCAGCUCACCCGCGGUCCAACAUACUCAACCGUGGUUCAUCCGAAGCCUCCCAAGACAUUGCCGAGUUUGCGGAUGAUUUGGCUGUUCGUAUCGGAACAAUCGAGCAUACUCAGACAUUGCUUUUGGAUUCAUCUGCCACGGCAAAUCGGGCCGUCAAAAAUCUGCAAGGCAACAUGCAAGCAAUCCAGGAAAGCAUGCAGAAAAUGCAGGAAAUGAUGUAUCAGGUCGUAAACCGCCAACCAACGUGGCAAACCGCUCCGGACAAGAAACAGGAAUCAGAACCGGCAACUACGAGUAAGGACAAACAAGUCCCGGAGCCAUCGACCAGUCUAUCGGAAACUCCCAUCCUUCGUCAAAGCUCUUCAAUGAAACAGGAGAACUCGUCUCCACCUCCACCCGUAGUGACGCCGAGGAACGAUGCGGUGGACUCACCUAGCUUUCGUCAGAACCCUCCGGGGUCACAGGUUGGAUGA
Caenorhabditis remanei is the source of this 1362-nucleotide messenger RNA. RefSeq lists its product as uncharacterized. The record is from RefSeq and is a predicted model, not a curated record. The coding region runs from base 1 to 1362 and encodes 453 amino acids. NCBI's taxonomy places the organism in Eukaryota, Metazoa, Nematoda, Chromadorea, Rhabditida, Rhabditidae. The transcript is spliced from 2 exons.